Messenger RNA from Octopus sinensis (East Asian common octopus), 729 nucleotides. Its product is annotated as peptidyl-prolyl cis-trans isomerase FKBP2. The transcript has 5 exons. NCBI's taxonomy places the organism in Eukaryota, Metazoa, Mollusca, Cephalopoda, Octopoda, Octopodidae. Gene Ontology annotation, biological process: protein peptidyl-prolyl isomerization. The record is from RefSeq and is a predicted model, not a curated record. The coding region runs from base 161 to 595 and encodes 144 amino acids. Gene Ontology annotation, molecular function: peptidyl-prolyl cis-trans isomerase activity.
GCGCUGUUCACUGAUUGGUUGUUCAACUGUCACGUGGGCGUCUCGUCCCGACUCCACUUUAACGCACAUCGUUUCUUUCUGUUUUGAUUUCUAAUUGCGUUAGGGUUUUCCUCGUUUUCGGAGCAACAUUCUUUAUCGGCCCAGCAGUCAUUUAUUAGAUAUGAAGUGGUUUAUUUCCAUUUGUGUAUGUUUGUUUGCUCUCUGCUUGGCUGAAGCUGCAGACAAGAAAGAAGAGAGGAAAACGAAAAAAUUGCAAAUUGGAAUAAAAAAGAGAGUUGAUCCAGACAAAUGCAAGGUGAAAUCAAAAAAAGGCGAUGUGUUAAAGAUGCAUUAUAGUGGCAAGCUUGAAGAUGGUACUGAAUUUGAUAGCAGCUAUUCAAGAAAUGAACCAUUUGUAUUUACAUUGGGUGCUGGUCAAGUGAUAAAAGGCUGGGAUCAAGGUCUUCUGGGAAUGUGUGAACAAGAGAAAAGGAAACUAGUAAUACCUCCAGAUAUGGGCUAUGGAUCAAGAGGAGCACCUCCUAAAAUUCCAGGGGAUGCUGUUUUAAUAUUUGAAGUGGAACUCAUUAAAAUUGACAAAAAAGAAGAACUUUAAACAAAGACUUCAAGCCAUUUAUACUCAUUUCAUAAAGCAAUCUUUUUCUUUAUACACACACACAAGCACACGUGUACAUGCAUAGAUAUAAAUGGAGACUUUACUCAAACGCCAUCAAUUUUUUUCUAGAUAUU